Molecule: messenger RNA, 4011 nt
Organism: Gadus morhua (Atlantic cod)
Lineage: Eukaryota; Metazoa; Chordata; Actinopteri; Gadiformes; Gadidae
Gene: tti1
Product: TELO2 interacting protein 1
Exons: 14
Coding region: 163-3639 (1158 amino acids)
Cellular component (GO): cytoplasm
Source: RefSeq, a predicted model, not a curated record
GCGUGUUUAGUACGUCAGCCACAACAUCCUCAACGUGUGGAUGCUGAGUUUAUUUUCCCUAAAAUGUCCAAUGUUAUGGUCCACAUCAUGCAUGUGUGCAUUUCUCAAUUACUUCAUCGCUGAAUAACUUCAAGGUUAAGCGAGCAACCAUCCGCCCCCACCAUGACCCAGAUCGACAACCCUAAGAUCGCCUUCGCCUACCUGAGGCCGGCGUGCGUCCUGCUGACGCGGGAGCCCACCGUGGCCAACGUGGAGACGCUGGGGGGGCAGCUGAGGGAGCUGGACGACGCCACGCUGCAGCAGCUGCAGGAGUACGUCCUGUUCCCGCUGCGCUUCGUCCUGCGGCUGCCGGCGGCCGCGCCGCACCGCGAGCGCCUGACGCAGUCCGUGGUGGAGGCCAUGAGCCACGUCUUGGAGACCACCUGCGUGCGCAGCUGGGACACGCUGCGCGAGCUGCUGUCGGAGCUGUGCCUCUGCCUCGCCUCGCCCCGCGACCCGGGCCGGCCGGCGCCCGGCGUGUCGGAGGAGCUGAAGGGGGCGGUGCUGCGCUGCCUGAGCGCCCUGCUCCACGCCGCCUACGGGGACGUGCUGCCGCGGCUGUACGAGCCCGCCACGCUGCCCGGGCUGGGGGCCGCCGUGUCCCUGCUGCUGGCCCUCGGGGAGGGGGAGCAGAGCCGGGAGGUGCAGCUUGGGGCCCUGGGCGUGCUGCUGACCCUUGGGGGCCAGUGCGACUGCGGCCGGGGGGGGGGGGGGGAGCACCCGGCGCUGGGCGAGGAGGAGCGGCGGGCGGCGGGGAGCGCCAUGGCGUCCUUCCUGCCCGGCAUCACCGUGGCGCUGACCCGGCUGGUGGCCGGAGACCCCCGGCACGGACACGCCGUCACCGUCCGGGCCAUCAAGGUGUGGUACCGGACCGUUGCCCUGGUGAUGGGCGACGCCCAGCUCCGGGGCGCGGCCCCUGGGGGGGAGGCGGCCGACCCGGGGGGCCCAGGGGCCCCGGGCCGGGCGGGGGAGCUGGUGGUGGUGCGGUCCCCGGACUGGGUGCAGGGCGCGGCCGGGCGGCUGGCCCUGCUGCUGAAGAGGCUGAUCUCCUGCACCGCCGCCCACCGCCACUGGAGGGUGCGGCUGGAGCUGGUGGCGCUGGCCGACCACCUGCUGGAGCACUGCGGCCGCUCCCUGGGGGGCGAGUGCAUGGGGCCCCUGCUGGAGGCCCUGGUGGGGGCCGUGAACGACGAGGAGCCCCGCGUACGAGAGAGGUGUGAGGAGGCCCUGAGGGCGGCGUCGGAGCGCGGGCGCGACGGUUGCCACGGCGACGCGGCCGGCGGCCCCCCCCCCGGCCCCGGCCCCAGCCCCGGCCAGACGUUCGUGGAGGUGCUGUCGGAGAACCUCCACGGCCUCGCCACCUCUCUGCCCCGCCUCCUCAGGGCGGCCGACGACCACAGGAAGCUGCUGGCGCUCAACGUGUUCCUGGGGUACCUCAAGCUGCUGGGGCCCCUGGUCGGCCGGGCCCUCAACUCCGCCGCCCACCUCCAGCGCAUCUCCAUGGCCCUGAUGCAGGUCCUAGAGCUGGACGUAAGGGACGUUCGCAUCGUGGAGGAGAGGAGUUCCGCCGCCGUCAUGGAAACGACCUCGGGAGCAGCCUCGGAAGACCCCCUCGCGGGCCACGCCCAGAGGAAGCACUUCCUGUACUUCAGGGACGAGAAGAUCUUCUCCGUGCUCAUGGAGAUCUGUCGCACUCUAGGUUACUACGGCAACACCUACCUGCUGGUGGACCACUUCCUGGACCUGUACCGGGAGUCGUCGGCCUACCGGAAGCAGGCGGCCAUGGUGCUGAACGAGACCCUGAGGGGUGCCGCGGGCGUCGGCGUGGCGACGUGGGGUCAGGGGUCGGGCGGGGGCGGAGGAGGGUGGGGGCUCCACGCCCCGGCGGAGGGAGGAGGAGGAGGUGGGGACGGGGGGGAGGGGGAGAGCGUGAGGGCGGCGGUGGUGGCGGUCAUAGAGGAGUACACCAGCGAGAGGAACUGGAACCUGGCCACGGCCCCCCAGCACCCAGAGGCCCCCCAGGACCGGGAGCUGCUCAGUCCAUCCAGGCUCUCGAUAUCUCCCGGUGGCAUCUGCAGCUCCAGCCUCCUCCAGGUGGUCUCUUCCUCUUCCUCUUCCUCCUCCUCCUGCUCCUCCUCCUCCUCCGUCCACCAGCUCAACAGCAACAUCUGGCAGCUGUGCAUCCAGCUGGAGGGCGUGGCCUGCGGCGCCCACGCCCUGGGCCCCGCCUUCCGUCCCCUGCUGAUGACGUCGCUGUACCCCGUGCUGGAGAAGGCGGGGGACGAGGCGCUGCUGGUCAGCCGCGCCGCGCUGGCGUGCGUCCACGGCGUCGCCGGGGCCUGCGGCUACGCGUCGCCGCGGCAACUCAUCGCCGACAACUCGGACUACCUGCUCAACGACGUCUCCCUCAACCUGCGCCGGCUCCAGCACGGCCCGCAGGCCCCCCGGGUGCUGGCGGUGAUCCUGGCCCACUCGGACUCCGGCCUGCUGCCCCUGGUGGGGGACAUGGUGGGCGACGUGCUGCUGGCCCUGGACCUCUCGUACGACCACACGGCGGCGCUGUUCUGCGCCGUGCUGCACUCCCUCAUGAAGGCUCUCGUGAGGUGGUUCCCCCCCAGCAGGGACCACCUGGGCGUGCCAGCGUCCGGACGGGAGCAGGGGGGCUCGGGCCCUCGCCCGGAGGACAUGACGGCUCUGGACGUCAGGCAGUUCCUCCUGGACCACAGCCGGCAGCGGGAGCUGGCCCAGGGCAUUGGAGCAGAGGAGGAGGAGGAGGAGGAGGAAGAGGAGCAGCCAGUGGCCCAAGAAGAGGCAGAGGAAGAGGAGGGGCCGGAUGUGAAGAAGGAGCUUCCUGCCCACAUCGUCAUCACGAAGGAAGUGAUGCAACGGUGCACCCACCUGCUGUCAGACCCCAGCCUCCGCAUCAGACUCAAGGUGCUGGACAUCCUGGAGCUGUGCGUGUGCGUUCUGCGCGAGGCGGAGGACGAGCUGUUACCCAUGGUGCACCACUGCUGGCCAGCGCUCCUCCGCAGGCUGACCGACGACGACCCCCUCGCCGUCCUCCGGGGCUUCAAGGUGCUGUGCACCCUGGGCGAGGCUUGCGGCGACUUCCUCCGGGGCAGGGUGUCCAAGGAGGUGCUGCCCCGGCUGGGUGCCUCGCUGGCCCGCCAGGCCCCGGUCAGCGCGCGCGCCGGGCCCGUCUACACCCACACGCUGGCCUACAAGCUGCAGCUGGCCGUCCUGCAGGGCCUGGGAUCUCUCUGCCUGAGGCUGGACCUGGGUGAGGCUGACCUGGAUGCUGUCUUUGAUGCCUACCUUCCCUACCUGAGCUGUAGACAACCGAUUAGCCUUCAGGAGGCGUGUUUAAGCGUGUUCCGUCACCUGAUCCAGGUGGACCCGGACGCCUUCUGGCUGACGCUGAGCCAGCUGCACGCUGCCCUCCCCCACGCCCCGCCCCCUCCCCACCUCCAGCCCCUCCGACCGGGCGGGGCGGGGGCGGGGGCGGGCCCGUCCCGGGACCAGUACACACACAACCUGGACCAGCUGCUGAGGGACGCCUUCGAGGCCUCUGGCUCCCAGAGCCCCGGGUCUCUGGGAUGAUGGGCAGGUGGACGACCAAUCAGAUGAGGCCUGAUGUGGACACAUGCUGGGCUGUUCCGUCAGGUCGUCACGUGACCUACUGGUCAAACUGGUGCGGUGGAACUGCUGCUGUGGUUUUAAAGACACGCCAGUGACCUGCUGCUCUGAAGACACUUGCUCAAGGACACAACGUCAUUUAUCGCAAUGAAGAGCAAAAUAUGAAUUUUAAAUGAGUAUCUGACCUCACUUGUGAUGAGAUACCUGGAUAUCAAUGAUGUGUUACCAUGUCUAUACUCUGUGAUAUCCUAAUUUACUGAGGAACUAGCUCAAUAGAUUAACUUGUUCCUCUGUUUGAGGAGAACAAACACGGGACAUUAAAACAUUCGAUCUUAA